AUGUCGGGCCGCGGCAAGGGCGGGAAGGGGCUGGGCAAGGGUGGCGCCAAGCGCCACCGGAAGGUUCUCCGCGACAACAUCCAGGGCAUCACCAAGCCGGCCAUCCGUCGGCUGGCGCGGCGGGGCGGCGUGAAGCGCAUCUCGGGGCUCAUCUACGAGGAGACCCGCGGUGUGCUCAAGAUCUUCCUGGAGAACGUCAUCCGCGACGCCGUCACCUACACCGAGCACGCCCGCCGCAAGACCGUCACCGCCAUGGACGUUGUCUACGCCCUCAAGCGCCAGGGCCGCACCCUCUACGGAUUCGGCGUCAGAUCUGGGAUGGAAUUGAAGUGGUUUACCCUUGAAUUCUUCUGCAAUCUCUCACUCUGUUCAUGUUGA
Molecule: messenger RNA, 378 nt
Organism: Triticum turgidum subsp. durum (durum wheat)
Lineage: Eukaryota; Viridiplantae; Streptophyta; Magnoliopsida; Poales; Poaceae
Source: the annotation of a GenBank genome assembly